AUGGAGGGUGUUGUCUUCAACAUCCCCCACCCUAACUCAGGCUUGCUUUGCUUUGCUUUGUCUCCUAGUGUGGACAACUCUGAGGACCCCGUGUACGAGAGUCUAGAGGAGUUCCAUGUGUUUGUCCUCGCCCAUAUAUUAAGAAGACCAAUAGUUGUCGUAGCAGAUACGAUGCUGAGGGACUCAGGUGGAGAAGCAUUUGCUCCAAUCCCAUUCGGAGGGAUUUACCUGCCCUUGGAGGUGCCUCCCAACAGAUGCCACUGCUCUCCUCUGGUUCUUGCCUACGAUCAAGCGCAUUUCUCUGCCCUCGUGUCCAUGGAGCAGAGAGAUCAGCAAAGAGAACAAGCCGUGAUCCCCCUGACGGAUUCGGAGCACAAGCUGCUGCCUCUGCACUUUGCAGUGGACCCCGGGAAGGACUGGGAGUGGGGGAAGGACGACAACGAUAACGCCCGGCUGGCCCACCUGAUCCUGUCGCUCGAAGCCAAGCUGAACCUUCUGCACAGCUACAUGAAUGUGACGUGGAUCCGGAUCCCCUCGGAGACCCGGGCCCCUCUGGCACAACCGGAAUCCCCAACAGCCUCAGUGGGGGAAGACGUGCAGUCCCUGGCCGACUCCCUGGACUCGGACCGGGACUCGGUGUGCAGCAAUUCCAACAGCAAUAAUGGCAAGAACGGCAAGGACAAGGAGAAGGAGAAGCAGCGCAAGGAGAAGGACAAGACCCGCGCGGACUCUGUGGCCAACAAGCUGGGCAGCUUCAGCAAGACGCUGGGCAUCAAGCUAAAGAAAAACAUGGGCGGCCUGGGCGGCCUGGUGCACGGCAAGAUGGGCCGUGCUAACUCCGCCAACGGCAAGAACGGCGACGCACCCGAGCGCGGCAAGGAGAAGAAGACCAAGUCGCGCAAGGGCAGCAAGGAGGAGUCCGGCGCGUCGGCGAGCACGUCGCCGUCGGAGAAGACCACGCCGUCGCCCACGGACAAGGCGGCCGGGGCGUCGCCGGCCGAAAAGGGCGGCGGGCCGCGGGGCGACGCCUGGAAGUACAGCACGGACGUGAAGCUGAGCCUCAACAUCCUGCGCGCCGCCAUGCAGGGCGAGCGCAAGUUCAUCUUCGCCGGCCUGCUGCUCACCAGCCACCGGCACCAGUUCCACGAGGAGAUGAUAGGCUACUACCUGACCAGCGCGCAGGAGCGCUUCAGCGCCGAGCAGGAGCAGCGGCGCCGCGACGCCGCCGCGGUCGCCGCCGCCUCCACGGCCAAGUUUAUUAUGGCAGAGAGCAGGAAAACCGGCAGGAGGAGAGAGCACCUGUUGGCACUUCUGGACAGGCGCAAACUAUUUCUGGUGGUUCUUACAGAUCGACGCAGAGAACCAAAGUCUCCCACCAGUGCCCAGAAAAGGCGUUUCAGCAGCAGCGGCAAGCGAAGGGACCUGUCAGUUGUAAGUUGA
Molecule: messenger RNA, 1440 nt
Organism: Leptonychotes weddellii (Weddell seal)
Lineage: Eukaryota; Metazoa; Chordata; Mammalia; Carnivora; Phocidae
Source: RefSeq, a predicted model, not a curated record